CGGGGUGAAGGGAGAUAAAGAGAGAGAAAACACUGAAUCUCUUUGUAGAACUUAUUGGAGCACCUAUGAGCUAAGAAGCUGGAAAGAAGAGCAAAAGGAAAGUAGGCAAAGAAAGCACGGCUAAGGCAGGACCCCCAGCAUCUCCGAACUAAGACGAAUCUUAGGACGAAACCGUGUUUGAGUUCAGGGAGGAGUAGAUAGAACUGUAAGGGUGUAAGAGCACUGAAGUGUCUGCUAUAAAGCUCUGCUGUUGCUGCUAUGAGCCUGCUCAUCUUAUUCUCAGUACUCCUUGCGUCUCUGAGUGGCGGCAGAUGUGCUGUGAUCACUGGGGCAUGUGACAGGGAUAUCCAGUGUGGCGUAGGGAUGUGCUGUGCGGUCAGUCUGUGGUUGAGGGGCCUACGGAUGUGCACGCCACAGGGGUUUGAGGGAGAUGAGUGUCAUCCGUUUAGCCACAAGGUACCGUUCCCUGGGAAGAGACAGCAUCACACCUGCCCCUGUCUCCCUCAUCUAGUGUGCACCGGAUUUGCUGACAGCAGAUACCGGUGUACCAAAGAUUACAAAAGUAUAGACUUUUAAAAACAUAUAUUAGAGACAGGAACAAAACAGUGGACUGCGAGCUAGGAGAAAUGAGUACUUGAAAAAUUAUAGGAUGCAAGUGCCACGGGCCCUGUUUUUUGUUUGUCACAUUCAUGCAUUUUGCACUAUACAUACACUCUUAUCAUUUUUCCAAAAUAUCAGUGGAAGCCCUUAAAAGGUUCAGAAAUACAAUGUCAUACUUGUUUAUACUGGCAUAUAAUAAGCCAUGUGCAGUGAACACAGUCAGAGUUAGCAUAAAAAACAGCAUCCAGAGCAUAUUUUCAAAUAAAUGUAUUGCUCCAUAAAAGUGUGCUCUAUGUUUUUGAAUGCUUGCUGAAUGAAACGUGGCGUGUGAUUAGAAUUGAUCUCCUGAUA
Messenger RNA from Pangasianodon hypophthalmus (striped catfish), 951 nucleotides. It is a transcript of the gene prok1, whose product is annotated as prokineticin 1. The record is from RefSeq and is a predicted model, not a curated record. Bases 259 to 576 code for a protein of 105 amino acids. NCBI's taxonomy places the organism in Eukaryota, Metazoa, Chordata, Actinopteri, Siluriformes, Pangasiidae. The transcript is spliced from 3 exons.